ACCGAAAUAACCUUAACUCAAAAGAUAAUGAAAGAAAAAUGAUUCUUAGUGAUACCUCGACAGCCAAAAAAACAGUGAUUCCCAAAUGUCCCAGCGAUUUUUUACCGAAUGAUUCUCAAUACCAGUGGUACUUGCAGAGUUUCAAACAACUUUCUCCACUUACUGAUAAAAAGUUGAAUAAACAAGUCUUACAUUUGAAUAACAAUCCAACAACCACAAGUUUCUUGGACGAUAUAUUAAUACUCACUCCCAUUUCUAACGUUAAAGAUAAAUUAAGACAUUAUUUUUCAAACCUAUGUUCACUCACGUACCCCCACGAAAAACUUUCCAUAGUUCUGGCCGAAGACUCCAGCGUUGACCAUACUCUCAUUGAAGCUACGGCUUUGCGAGAUUAUCUCCAACCGUAUUUCAAGAGCAUUCGCAUUAUACCGCUGAAAGAUGGACAGCCCAACUCUGGCGGAAACAUUCGUCACGAUAAAUCGUACCAGGAAGUUAGGCGGAAACAUUUGUCGAAAGUUAGAAAUCAAAUGCUGAUGAGUUCGCUCGAAGAAAAGUUCAAAUGGGUCUUCUGGUUAGAUGCCGAUGUCAGACAUAUACCGACGAACGUGAUCGAGCACCUGCUAUCAGUGAACCAGACAAUAGUGACCGCCAACUGCCUGUACCGCAAGGACAAUGGUGAGUUGGACACAUUUGACAGAAACACGUGGCAAGAAACGAAGAAUUCAUUAGCGGCAUUGAGCAAGAUGCCAGAGGAUUACUUGAUGCUGGAGGGGUACGGACCGUCCAAAAGAUUCUUUCUCAAUGACUUGACAGCAUUUGAAUACGAAAAUGACGAUGGAAAGGCAGAAGCAGAAAAGAAUAUCGCCACAGCAAACAACAAUCUUGCAAACAACAACGUCCAAUCAAGACAACAAAACAACGGGUUUCCUUCAAUCCAACCAUCUAAGGAAAAAAGAACAACCAAAAAAGUUGAAUCAGGAAGACCAGCUGAGUUGGACGGAGUUGGAGGUUGCGUCCUUCUCGUCAAUGCCGAUCUACACAGGAAGGGACUUAUUUUUCCGCCAUUUUUAUUUCGUCAUCACAUAGAGACUGAAGGAAUGGCUAAGAUGGCGAAAGAGAUUUUUGGCGCUAAAAUAUUUGGACUGCCACGUGUUUACAUAGUACAUUGGUAACCAUCUAAAUGACUGUUGCGACAGAAAAAUUUUGAAUAAAAUCUUUAUAAAGUUAAAAUUUAUUUUGAAUGUUGAAUUAGAAUAAAGAGUUUAACUUAAAAAGAUAUAGAUUUUGUAUCUAAGCAAACCAGGCUACCUGGUUGAAUGUAUGGUAAGGUUUUUAAUUAUAACUAAUAAAUGCAUUUUCAUUAUUGUU
This is a messenger RNA of Helobdella robusta, 1368 nucleotides long. RefSeq lists its product as hypothetical. The record is from RefSeq and is a predicted model, not a curated record. Gene Ontology annotation, molecular function: alpha-1,6-mannosyltransferase activity. NCBI's taxonomy places the organism in Eukaryota, Metazoa, Annelida, Clitellata, Rhynchobdellida, Glossiphoniidae. Gene Ontology annotation, cellular component: mannan polymerase complex. The transcript has 3 exons. The coding region runs from base 39 to 1172 and encodes 377 amino acids. Gene Ontology annotation, biological process: cell wall mannoprotein biosynthetic process; protein N-linked glycosylation.